Molecule: messenger RNA, 981 nt
Organism: Hibiscus syriacus
Lineage: Eukaryota; Viridiplantae; Streptophyta; Magnoliopsida; Malvales; Malvaceae
Exons: 5
Coding region: 1-981 (326 amino acids)
Source: RefSeq, a predicted model, not a curated record
AUGUCAAAGAAAGUGACCCUUUCUUCAAGCCUUGUCAAGGAUAUUACCACUGAGGAAAUCAAAGAAGCUAUUUUCUGUCAAGGUAACGACAAAGAACCAGGAUCUGCUGGAUACACACACUAUUUUUUCAAAAAAAAAACAUGGUCCAUUGUUGGUGAUGAUGUGGUGGCAACAGUAAAAUUUUUAUUCCAGCAUUCUACUCUCCUGCCUGUUUUCAAUGCAACUACAAUUGUUCUAGUUCAUAAAAUUCUUAAUCCUAGCAAGACUGCCUUCAUUAAAGGUAGAAGUAUAGUGGAUAAUACUAUUCUUGCCCAGGAAUUGGUUAAGGGAUACGGUAGGAAAUCCAUCUUUCCAAGGUGUACCAUGAAGAUUGAUCUCCAAAAGGCUUUUGACACUCUUCACUGGGAUUUUAUUUAUGUUGUUAUGAAAGCUUUAGAUAUCCCAUUGAUUUUUAUUGGCUGGAUUGAAGCAUGUUUCACUAAAGAUAGAUUCUCCAUUUCUUUUAAUGGCAGCUUGAUUGGAUUCUUCAAGGGAGCCAGAGUUGUUAGAGGGUUGUAUGGCUAUCAUCCUAAAUGCAAGAAAAUUGAACUCACACAUUUAUCUUUUGCUGAUGACUUAUUGAUAUUCUGUAAAGGUAAUGUGGAGUCUGUUGUUGGAGUUAUUGCUAUUUUGGAUUAUUUCUAUGAAAUUUCUGGCCUUAAACUCAAUGUUGCUAAAUGUGAUUUUUUUGUUGUUAGAAUCUCGGGAAGUAACAUUAACUCUAUUAAGCAAAUCACUGGUUUCAACCAUGGAUUCUUUCAUAACUCAUCUGAUAUGUUCUAUUCAGCGUUGCAAAUUAUUGGUGCAGAUAACUUAUCCUGCUAUAAUCUAUUAUUACCAAGAUCGAACAACUCUGUUCCAGAUUCUUCUGAAAAGGAUCUGACAAGGUUGCCACUGGAGAGGGCUUCAUAUGGGUUGCUUGGAUCAAAGCUUAUGUUAUAA